Messenger RNA from Trichomycterus rosablanca, 6141 nucleotides. RefSeq names its product NACHT, LRR and PYD domains-containing protein 12-like. Bases 170 to 3760 code for a protein of 1196 amino acids. Gene Ontology annotation, molecular function: protein binding. Gene Ontology annotation, biological process: intracellular signal transduction. Lineage: Eukaryota; Metazoa; Chordata; Actinopteri; Siluriformes; Trichomycteridae. The transcript is spliced from 14 exons. The record is from RefSeq and is a predicted model, not a curated record.
AAGAGAGGAAUAUAAAGUUAUUCAGAAGAAAAUCACAGUGAGAAACUGAAUUUAAAGCUGUAAUAUGUAAAUGUUAUAAAUCUAGACCUCAUAAAGAAGAAUUCUGUUGUGCUGCUGUGUUUCUCUACAUGAGUGAGCAGCUUUAAAGCUUCAGUCUGUAGGAGGAAACAUGAACUCUAACAUGAAUCUCUCAGAGGAAGAGAAGAAAAACAGAUGGGUGGAAAGUAAAAGAUCAGACUCACCUAAACCCAGCUGUGUGUCCAUAAAGAGUGAUGGGUCAAUGUACGUUCCCUUACAGUUCAGAGGAGGAGAUUCUUCUACUGAUCUGAGAUGGGUGGAAAGUAAAAGAUCAGCGUCACCUGAACCCAGCUGUGUGUCCAUGAAGAGUGACGGGUCAAUGUACGUUCCCUUACAGUUCAGAGGAGGAGAUUCUUCUACUGAUCUGAGAAACCAAGAGAAAUUAAAGAAAUCAGAAAGAAGCAACAGAAAAAAGUUGGACUCCAUUUUCGAGGAGCUGGAGCAGAAAGUCAUCAGUCUGUUAAAGAAUGAGCUGAAUAAAUAUAAGAAGAUACUGAGUGCAGAUUACCCAGAAUGCCCUGAGGUGAAGGAUGAGGAGGAUCAAUGUAGUUUCAGAGAGGAGGCACUGAAGAUCACACUACUUGUCCUGAAGAAGAUGAACCAGACAGAUUUAGCCAACACACUGCAGACCAAGCUGGUCUCUGUUUAUCAGAAGAACCUCAAAACCAAACUGAUAGAGAAAUAUAAAAGAAUUAAUGAAGGAAUCUCACAGCCUGGAUCAUUAGUUCUCCUGGAUCAGAUCUACACUGAGCUCUACAUCACAGAGCGUUCGAGUGGAGAUGUCAAUAAUGAACAUGAGGUGAGACAGAUUGAAACCACAUCCAGGAGACCAACAACACAGGAGAAACCCAUCAAAUGUAACGACAUCUUUAAAGACACGCCCAUCAGAACUGUGCUGACUAAAGGAGUCGCUGGAAUUGGAAAAACAGUCUCUGUGCAGAAGUUCAUUCUGGACUGGGCUGAAGGAAAAGCCAAUCAGGACGUUCUCUUCAUGUUCCCACUUCCCUUUAGAGAGCUGAAUCUGAUGAAGGAGAAACAUCUCAGUCUGAUGGAGCUUCUUCAGUAUUUUUUUCCAGAACUUAAAAGAAUGAAAUCAAUAAUCUGCAGCACCUACAAGAUCAUUUUCAUAUUUGAUGGUCUGGAUGAGUGUCGACUUCCUCUAAACUUCCAGAACAAUGAAACAGUGUGGGAUGUAACAGAAUCAGCCUCAGUGGAUGUGCUGCUGACAAACCUCAUCAAGGGGAACCUGCUUCCCUCUGCUCUCCUCUGGAUCACCUCUCGACCAGCUGCAGCCAAUCAGAUCCCUCCUGAGUGUGUAGCCCAGGUAACAGAGAUACGAGGGUUCAGUAAUCCUCAGAAAGAGGAGUACUUCAGGAAGAGGAUCAGUGAUGAGGACCUGGCCAGUAAAAUCAUCAAACACAUGAAGUCAUCAAGAAGCCUCUACAUCAUGUGUCACAUUCCAGUUUUCUGCUGGAUUUCAGCCUCUGUUCUAGAGAGAAUGCUGGGUGAAGCAGAGGGUGGAGAGAUCCCCAAAACUCUGACUCAAAUGUUCACCCACUUCCUGAUCUUUCAGAUCAAACACAAGGAACAAAAGUAUCAUGGGAAAUGUGACCCUGACCCUCACCAGACCAGAGAGACGAUACUGGCACUGGGAAAACUGGCUUUCCAACAGCUGGAGAAAGGAAACCUGAUCUUCUAUGAAGAAGAUCUGAGAGAGUGUGGUAUUGAUGUCAGAGAAGUGUCAGUGUACUCAGGAGUGUGCAGCCAGAUCUUCAGAGAGGAGUUUGGGUUGCACCUGGGGAAGGUCUUCAGCUUUGUUCAUCUGAGCGUCCAGGAGUUUCUGGCUGCUUUAUUUGCAUUUAUCUGCUUCAUCAGCAAAAAUCCAACAGAACAACAAACCACUGAUCUGUCUGAUCUGUUCAAAUUCAGCAUGUCUGAUUUCCUCAAGCGUGCAGUGGACAAGGCCUUCCAGAGUGAGAAUGGACACCUGGACCUUUUCCUUCGCUUCCUUCUGGGUCUCUCACUGGAGUCCAAUCAGACUCUCUUUCGAGACCUGCUGACACAGACAGGAAGUAGAUCUCGCAGUAAACAGGAAACUGUGGAGUACAUCAAGGAGAAGAUCAGGGAGAACCCCUCACUAGAGAAAUCCAUCAAUCUGUUCCACUGUCUGAAUGAACUGAAUGAUCAUUCUCUAGUGCAGGAGGUCCAGACUUACCAGACCAAAAUAGAACCCAGUUAUAAACAUGAGUAUAUAAUCUCAAAACUUACUACUAAAACAGAAUAUUCCAAUUGUCUCAGUGGAACCAGUCUCUCUCCUGCUCAGUGGUCAGCACUGGUGUUUGUGUUGCUGAACUCAGAAGAAGAUCUGGAGGAGUUUAACUUGAGUAAAUAUUUCAGAUCAGAUGAAUGUCUUCUGAAGCUGCUGCCAGUGGUGAAAGAAUCCAGAAGAGCUGAGUUGUUUGAUUGUUAUCUAUCAGGUGAAAGUUGUGCAGCUCUGUCCUCAGUUCUCAGUUCAAACUCCUCCAAUCUGAAAGAUCUGAACCUGAGUAUCAAUAACCUGCAGGAUUCAGGAGUGAAGCUGCUCUCUGCUGCACUGAAGAAUCCACACUGUACACUGGAGAUACUGGGGUUGGAACGUUGUUAUCUAACAGAUGAAAGUUGUGCAGCUCUGUCCUCAGUUCUCAGUUCAAACUCCUCCAAUCUGAGAGAUCUGAACCUGAGUAACAAUAAGCUGCAGGAUUCAGGAGUGAAGCUGCUCUCUGAGGGACUGAAGAAUCCACACUGUAAACUGGAGAUACUGGGGUUGGAACGUUGUUAUCUAACAGAUGAAAGUUGUGCAGCUCUGUCCUCAGUUCUCAGUUCAAACUCCAACAAUCUGAGAGAUCUGAACCUGAGUAACAAUAACCUGCAGGAUUCAGGAGUGAAGCUGCUCUCUGCUGCACUGAAGAAUCCACACUGUACACUGGAGAUACUGGGGUUGUAUUGUUGUUCUCUAACAGAUGAAAGUUGUGCAGCUCUGUCCUCAGUUCUCAGUUCAAACUCCUCCAAUCUGAGAGAUCUGAACCUGAGUAACAAUAAGCUGCAGGAUUCAGGAGUGAAGCUGCUCUCUGCUGCACUGAAGAAUCCACACUGUAAACUGGAGAUACUGGGGGUUGAUCAGAGUAAUCUAACAGAUGAAAGUUGUGCAGCUCUGUCCUCAGUUCUCAGUUCAAACUCCUCCAAUCUGAGAGAUCUGAACCUGAGUAGCAAUAACCUGCAGGAUUCAGGAGUGAAGCUGCUCUCUGAGGGACUGAAGAAUCCACACUGUACACUGGAGAUACUGAAGUUGGAUAAUUGUUCUCUAACAGGUGAAAGUUGUGCAGCUCUGUCCUCAGUUCUCAGUUCAAACUCCUCCAAUCUAAGAGAACUGAACCUGUUUAUUAAUAAGCAGCAGGAUUCAGGAGUGAAGCUGCUCUCUGCUGCACUGAAGAAUCCACACUGUACACUGGAGAUACUGAGGUUGACACACAGCUGUAUUACAGAUGAAGGUUUUAUAUCUCUGGCUUCAGCUCUGAGAUCAAACUCCUCAUCACUCCUGAAAGAACUGAAUCUGAUCCACAAUAAUCCAGGAGAAUCAGGAGUGAAGCUUCUCACUGAUCUACAGAAGGAUCCUCACUGUAAACUGGAGACACUAUAUGUAUAAGUGACAGAGCACCUUGACCCGUGUGUGACCGGCACUUCAUGGUCAGAUGGAAUGAUCUUUAAUUUGAGCUGCUUUAUUAGCUGAAUGAAGCUUCACCAUGAGCAGAGAGAAGUUGUUCUUCACCUUAAUCUUCUAGUGACAGUUCAACCAACAGUGAAACCCCAAUAUAAUGAUGCAGACAUGAAUUGACCUGGACAUGAUGAGUUCCAAUUUGAUGUUUGGCAAGAUCUCUACAACCAAUCCAGCCAAUCUCUGUCAGUUACAGUAAUCACACUGAUCUUCUGCUGUCUGCUCUGUGUGAGCACAGGAAACCACCAUGUAAUAGAUAUGAAGAUAAAUGGUGGAGUGAAAAACACCUUAGUUUGAAAAAAUGACACUUUGACAUUAGGGAUGUCCCGAUCCGAUCUCAAAGAUCGGGAUCAGGGCCGAUCAAGGCAUUUUUUAACUGAUCGGCAUUGGCUUUACUAAACCCGAUCCUAAUCCCGAUCCUUUGUUUUACAUCAGCAGGAAAUACUUUAAAUUGGAAAGUGAAACAAGUCCAACAGUGAAGUGUAACGUCUGCAGUGUGAGCGUUUCACGAGGCGGUGGGAGCAGAGCUGCGUUCAUUACUGUAGAAUUUUAUUGUUUAUAUGGUGUGAGAGUCAAGAAUCACUCCGGUUUACAAAACAACGUAGUGAUGCACUUGCUUAAUAAAGAAAUAAAUACACGCUAUAUUCACAAAUUGUCGGGAGCAAAACACUUUAUUAACUUCUUCUGUUACGGUACCGAAUAGCGGACAGCUAGAGCCAAGCACGCUAUUCCAUGCACUAUGGAAGCCCCACAGGGUCAAAACACACUCACUUCGGGUAGAAACGUCCAUCAAACCAUCGUCACAAUACAAGCACUUUAAAAACUGGCUUUCCUUCAUAAAAAAAGAGCCUGUCCAUUUUAUUUUGGUAUUCAGGUUUUACUGUAAUGCUUUUAAGUAACUUUUUUUCUUAUAUUCAAGUUAAGCUGCUACACAGAUUUCUGUUCAUUUUUAGUGCAUCACUGCAUUAAACAGAUUUUAUUUAUUCAAAUGUAAAGUUUAAAGUAAAACUGUAAUUAUCUCACUCAUUUUGAUUGAUUUUGUAAAAAUAAAAAAACAUUAAGCCAAUAGUUUGGAUGCAGCAUUUUACCCUACAGCACUGCAGAGCUAUUCAGUUAUUAAACAUAUACACUGGAUUAAUUUGAAUAACUGUAAUGUAGUUGAAGUGUGCACUGUGUGAACAGUAUUAUCCAGUUCUUAUCUAGACAAUAUCUAGAAAAUAGAUAUUUCGGUUUAAGUAUCGGUUUGAGACUCGGUAUCGAAUCGGGAUCAAAUUUAAUAAUCGGGAUCGGGAACAAAAAAACGUGAUCGGGACAUCCCUAGUUGACUAUCUUCUUCUUAUUAUUAUUAGUGUGAUUGCAGUAGACAGUUACACUGCUGUUACUCCUCUUCUUCUUAUUAUUAUUCCACCUGUUUACCUUUUUUAGAGAUCCAACCUUUUCGUUCCAACUAAACGUCUGUCCUGUUGAUGAUACCACAGCUUGUAUUCAGCUUUUUGAUACGCACACCAGUUUACCCACCACGAACAUUUUAUACCUGUUUAGUCCCAUUCACUUCCAUUUAUUUUUUCAAAGGCAGGUUGAUCCACGGUACUUCUUAAAGAAUAGCAUGGACACACACACACACCUACAUGACCAAAAGUAUUAAGACAACUUAACACAACUACAUGACCAAAAAAAUUCAUGUACCACUGUAAUAAUAAGUUAUUUGGUAAAAAGCAGAGCUUGAUGAACAGAAUGGACGGCCACUGUCUCCCUCAUGACUUAUAAAAGAAUGUGUCAGGUUGUUCUAGAACAUUUCAAUAUUGAUUGUUUACAUAAACAAGUUAUAUAACCACGAAAAGGCAAAAACCAUUGCAAGUAGAUAGAACCUCACUAAAACACAGAGAGAAAAAAAGUAACUAAGGGCAGGCAACACUCGAGUAAGGGAGGGAAGCCUGGACAACUUCCAUCUCAUCUCCAGUGAAGGUUCUAGUUAACCUCUGCCCCGACCAUGGAGCCAUGACCAUAGGCUUAACCAACCACAGCCAGCUGCAAGGGGCAUCUGUGUGGGUAGGUGAUGGCUGAAUAGGGACAUUUAUUGCUUUUGCUACUUGUUUUAUCAUUUUGCAUGUGUUGUUGUUAAUACUAUCAUUUCAUUUACAUGUUAUAUACUGCAUUUAUAUGCUUUUAUAUAUAUUUUGUAAUGAGUUAUUAAUUAAUUAAUUGAUUGCCUACAGAUUUAUACUAUCAUUACCACUUAGUUACACAAUUUACUUAUUAACUGUUAUGUUACAUUUUGUUAGUUCAAUAAACAUUAUAAUGAUUAAUAAUUU